AUGUGUUACCCUCACAAGCAGCAGGGUUUCUCCAACCUCCAAUCUCUCACAUACAGCAAGUUGGAACGCGAGAAACGAGAGAUUCGUCUACUCACGAUACAUCCCGGAUCAUGGCGGGCCCGCAUCCGCUGCACGCUGACCACGGCUUCACUCAACGACAAUCCGGUUUACAACGCGCUCUCGUACGUUUGGGGAAGCCCUCAUGACACGGUCCCCAUCUUCGUCAACGGCAGAGUAUUCCACGCCACAGUCAACCUCUGGCGCGCGUUGCGGAGAGUCCGCCGAGCCACCGCCGCUUUCACCGUAUGGGUCGAUGCCAUCUGCAUCAACCAGCGCGACAACGUCGAAAAGUCGUGGCAAGUCGCGAUGAUGAACGCAAUAUACACCAACUGUUUCUGGUCCAUCGUAUGGCUGGGCGAGGACCCCCACGCGCGCAAAAGGGCCAAAAACCCGCGGCCGCGGUCCAAAACCUUCCGGCUCGCGGUGCAGCUGCUCAAGAUGCUCACCCAAGACAAGCACUACGCCGACUACCCCUGCUACGAGAUGACCAGCACCGGUAUAGCAGUUGCAGAGCGCUACCAGCAGCACUUCAAGUGCCUGCAGACGCUGCUCGCGGCCGACUGGUGGCACCGCAUCUGGGUGGUGCAGGAGAUCGUCCUGCCACAACGCGUCCUCUUCCUCGCCGGCUCCGAGAAGUUCCACAUCCCCAUCAUCGAACGAGCCUACGUGCGCGCAGGCAAGCACGGCGUGGACUGCUGCCGGUGGGCGUGGCAGAAGCUGCACGCGCCCGCGCCGAGCGGCGUCUUUUUUAAAGCUGUCGUGGAUCUGUUGACCGUCUUCUGGCCGUUCGCCACGGCCGCUUUCUACCGCUUGCCCGGGAGCGAGCUCUCGCUGCGGAGGCUGCGCGAGGUGUGCGGGCACAUGGACGCGACGGUGGCGCACGAUCAUGUGUACGGUGUCCUCGCGCUCGUCACGUCCUGGGGCGAGGCCACGCCGCCCGUGCCGGACUACACGCGCCCCGUGGCUGACACGGUUGUGCAGGCUGUGCUGAGCAUGGUGGAUCAGGAGAGGAGUUUCUGUGCCUUGCAUGGAUCGAGGGACUUGCUGUCCAGAGAUGGCAUUCCCUCCUGGGUGCCGGACUACGCAAUGGGUCAUGAUCAUACGUCCACGCGCUACCCGCUUCUCGAGUCGUUCAAAGCGUCUGGUACGCACUUUGAGAGACCGGUGCUGGUGGACCGCUUUAUCCUCCAGGUAAAGGCAGUUGGUAUUGAUCAGGUGGAGAAGGUUGGGCGCGCUGUUACGAAUCCCGACACGCUCUGUCCAGCUUUGGAAGAGUGGAGAGAAAUUCUGGGCGCAGACGUUGCGGGAGAGAAAUCUCAGCCGAAGAUGGAACAGUUCUGGAACGCGCUACUGCGAGCCACUCUGAGCUCCAACAAGCUUCGCCAAACAUAUGGAUGGGACUGGUCUGAUGUUUCAUGGAGCGUGUGCGAGGACGACUAUCGGCGCUUUCGUGAGGCUUGCGCACGUAAAGAUGACAGUAAAGGGCCAUUUGUCUCGUUGCUUUCCCAGCACAAGACGGGAGCGUCAUACAAAGAGUCCGUGUCCAAGAGGAUGUUCUUCACAAAGACUGGGAAAUUUGGCCUGGCGCGGUAUUCAGUUGAAGUUGGAGAUGAAAUCUAUCUGCCAAUUGGGGGGAAGGCGCCUUUUGUUUUGCGCCGAAGCUCGACAACUGCUCAUCAAAUUGUCAGCGAGUGUUUUCUUGAGGGCUUCAUGGACGGGGAGCUUAUGGAAGGGGACUGGCAAGACAGACUGGAAGACAUACUAGUCGUGUAG
Lasiodiplodia theobromae is the source of this 1833-nucleotide messenger RNA. RefSeq names its product Heterokaryon incompatibility protein. Lineage: Eukaryota; Fungi; Ascomycota; Dothideomycetes; Botryosphaeriales; Botryosphaeriaceae. The transcript has a single exon. The coding region runs from base 1 to 1833 and encodes 610 amino acids. The record is from RefSeq and is a predicted model, not a curated record.